CAGUGCAGAUACACUUAAUAUCAGGCUCUAGUAUUUACUCUGCUGGUGCAGAUGCUCAGAGGUUUCUCUCCGUGUUGAUUGGCUGCCUGAUUAAUUGGCUAAUUGACUAUCCUCUCUCCCUGAUCUCCUCCAGCCUCUAAUUGGGCCCAAAAAAGGAUAAAUUGAACCCAUUGUUUCUACUUAUCUGCUUGAGAAAGAAAGAGCUGGGAAGUGAGACUGGUUUAUAGGUUUUGAGGUCUUUUUACGUGUAUUUGUUAUAUAUUUUCUUAUUUCUGAGUCUAAUUUUCUAAGCAAACUUCUUCACCUACUUAAGAGGUUGCAAGUAUCCCUUUUUCUGGCUUGGUGAGUCUGUCUCCCAAUCCCUUAAUAUUAUGGCAGCGGUCAUAAUAGCAAAAACCAAAAGCCCUGGACGGGUGAAGCAGCGUCAAAGAGCUGUGGUGCAGAUGGAGCAGAAAACCCCGAAAACCCGCAAACGUUCCAGCAAGGUUCACAAAAUCCAACCCAAAGAAAACCCGAUGGAGGAUGUCCAAGAUGCAGAGGAGAAGCUUAUGUCACUGGCUUUGGAUAAAGAUGGGGACGGAGACGAAUUUGUGGACGUGUGCCAGAGUGGACUUAUGAUCUGUCGAGAGCUCCAUGACAAACUAUUCGAGCAUCAGAAGGAAGGGGUGGCCUUCCUUUACAAUCUCUAUCACAAGAAGAGACAGGGCGGCAUUUUGGCCGAUGACAUGGGCCUCGGGAAGACCAUCCAGGUCAUCGCCUUCCUUUCGGGGAUGUUUGAUGCUGGACUCGUCCGUUCUGUGUUGCUCAUCAUGCCGGUUACGCUUGUUAACAACUGGAUGCGGGAGUUUGCCAACUGGGUCCCUGGAAUUAGAGUGAAGGUCUUCCAUGGGACCAGCAAGAAGGAACGAGAGCAAAACCUUGAGCAGAUCCAGAGGAGAACUGGGGUCUUGCUCACCUCCUACCAGAUGGUCCUGGCCAACUGGGAACAGCUCUCCAGUCUCGACGGGCAGCCCUUUGUUUGGAACUACGUCAUCUUGGAUGAGGCCCACAAAAUCAAAAGUCCCUCUGCGAAAACCACCAAGUCUGUGUAUGGCAUCCCAGCUGUCAAUCGUAUCCUUCUCACUGGGACGCCGGUGCAAAAUAACCUCCGGGAGCUUUGGGCUCUCUUUGAUUUCGCUUGUCAGGGGUCCCUCCUUGGCACCGCAAAAACCUUCAAGAUGGAAUAUGAGAGUCCCAUCAUGAAGGCCAGAGAGAAGGAUGCAACUCUGGGCGAGAAAGCCCUUGGACUGAAGAUCUCACAGAACUUGAUGGCAAUCAUCAAGCCCUAUUUCUUGCGCCGGAGUAAAGGGGAGAUACUGAAGCUGAAUUCGGAGCGAUCCGUCUGCCUGACCGGUGAAGAGAGAGACUACAUUGCUCUGGAAAUGCCGUCUCUACCAAGGAAAAAUGACUUUAUUGUCUGGGUGUACUUGGCCCCUAUGCAAGAAGACAUCUACAGGAAUUUUCUCUCCUUGGAUCAUAUCAAGGAGCUUCUCAUGACAACGCGUUCCCCAUUAGCUGAGUUGACCGUCUUGAAGAAACUCUGUGAUCACCCCAGGUUGUUGUCCGCACAAGCGUGUGCCAAUCUUGGUUUGGAGGUGUCGGAAUACUCUGAGCCAACAGAUCAAUCGACUUUGAGCAUGACCCAAGACAUCAAACGGGUUUCUGAUAAACUUCUCAUCGAGGAGUCGGGAAAGCUUGUUUUCCUUGUUGCAUUGUUGGAGAAACUUCAGGAGGAAGGACACCAAACCCUUGUCUUCUCCCAGUCGAGAAAAAUGCUGGACAUCAUAGAGCACAUCUUAACCAAACGGAGCUUCCGGCUGAUGCGUGUCGAUGGGACAGUGACGUGUUUAGCAGAACGGGAGAAGAGGGUCAGGCAGUUUCAGAUGGACAAAAGCUAUUCGGUCUUCCUUCUGACCACCCAAGUUGGAGGCGUUGGUCUGACCUUGACCUCGGCCACCCGGGUGGUCAUUUUUGAUCCCAGCUGGAACCCUGCAACUGAUGCCCAAGCGGUAGACCGAGCUUACCGGAUUGGACAAAAAGAGAACGUUGUGAUCUACCGACUCAUCACCUGUGGGACGGUGGAAGAGAAGAUCUACAGGCGUCAAGUCUUCAAGGACUCGUUGAUCCAGCAAAGCACCGGGGAUAAGAAAAACCCGUAUCGAUAUUUCACCCAACAGGAACUGAGGGAGCUCUUCACGCUGGAGGACACCACAAGUUCUGCAACACAACUGCAGCUCCAGUCCUUGCAUGCCACACAGAGGAAUUCGGACCUGGAGCUGGACGAACACAUUGCAUAUCUCCAUACCCUGGAGAUGUUUGGCAUAUCGGACCACGACCUGAUGUACACCUGCGAAACAGGUCAAGAGGAGGAAGAAGAAGAAGCAGAAGAUGAUGAGGCGCAUCAGUACAUUGAACACAGGGUCAAGAAAGCCCAGGAGUUGGUCCAGUUGGAGUCGCAGCUCAAUGACAAAAAAUACCAGAAGUCCCGCUACUCGUGAGUCUCAUGUAUCCCAUCAAGUCCAAUGGAAUUAACCUCUGUUAUCAUUUCUUGCUGAAGAAAUCGUUUCCAGUGACUGCAUAGUACACCAAUCUGGAUGCUUUUUGUCUCGAUCGUCUAUUCAAGAUGUUCUUCAUAAUCCAGUUCAUUGUUCGCUCAGUAGCUUGCUCUCCUUUUUUUAAAGACUAAGCAAGGACAAGUUUCACUCUGAUUUUAUUAGAACUAGACUUGUAUUUAACCUUUCUUUUGGCCAUGGCAGUGACAGGUCCAUAGGAUGUCCUUUGCAUUCAUUUGAGAAAGCCGUAGCUGAGAAGUUGUUCUGAGAAGUUGCAUUUCAACUAUGUUUGGAGGGCUCCGCUCUUCCCAGCCCCUUGCCUGAGUGUUAUUUAUAUCUCGAUUAAUAAUAACCAAGGCAGCUCACAGUCCAAAGAAAAUAGCAAAGGAACACGAUAAAGCAGGGACGUCAUUACAGGACAGCAACAAAAGAAAGCUUAAAAUUAGUGUUCUGUUAUGAGUUUCCAUAGGUUUGCAACAAAGCUGUUGAUUUACAACGCAAAUGUUAUAGCGUCGCCUGCAUUCAGAACAACAGCUAAUAAUAAAUGAGGCAACAAUGGUGAUAUGACGGGGUUGUGCCUGUCGAACCUGACUAGGAAAACAAGCUGCUUUCCAAAGUGAUCCAAAAACAUUAUCUGAAUAUUUGUAGCAAAAUGUCAAAGUAGAAUUCUGGAUAGGGAAUAAUAAGAAAGAGCAGUUUCUUGAAGAUUAUAUAAAAAGCAGUUCAGCUAAAAUAGUAAAAACUUCAAAGUCUAAAUAUAGGAAAUAGUCCACAAGGUUCAAGGUGCAAGAGUUGUUCCAAAGACCCCAAAGCAAAAAAGACAUCCAGCACAAGAAUACAAAAGAACCAGGAAUACAAGGCAGCAUAAAAUCCAAUACAAAAAUCCAGAAACAAUCCUGUAAACUUGGAAGCUUGAGAUAUGAAUAAUCCUUUAAACUUGGAAGCUUGAAACAUGAACAAAGACAUGGAACUAGAAUUCCCUUAGAAGGCUUGACUAGGACUUGGCAAUUGCUGUUGCCUCAAUUACCAACAUUAACCAGACUGGCCUGGCCUCUCUAGUAUAUACAUAAAAUCAUGUCUUUUCCCCUGAUUUCCUGAUAAUGGCCUUUUCUGUAACAAGCGCUGUGAGACCUUCGGAGAUUCUGUUGAACAGCCCGGACUAUUGGACUAUUGUUACCACAAUCCCUCAGCCAGUAUGAGAGCACUGGAUUAUGGGAAGAGUAUUGUGCCAAAUUGCUAUAUGUGUGUGUGUAAAGAAAUCCUUGCAAAGUUGCUUGCAAAAGAUCUCUGCUUUUGCAGAGGCAAGCCAUACCUCAAACAAUGUAUCGGUUUGCUGGCAGAUGGCUUGAUUUUGUCAGUUGGGAAUCUGGGCUUGCAGGGAGAGCACAGAAAAGACAGGCUCUCUAGCUACGGUCAAGUAGCAGUUUAAAUAUGCUAUGCUGGGUAUAUUGAAUGCUGAUUGAUUAGAUAUUGAUCCUAUGCAACUACAAGGACAUUGUACGAUUGCUGAACUGUUUAUUUGACUUCAACUCAACAAGUAAAGUUUUUCUUUGUUCUUUUAA
Anolis carolinensis (green anole) is the source of this 4153-nucleotide messenger RNA. RefSeq names its product DNA excision repair protein ERCC-6-like. Bases 372 to 2537 code for a protein of 721 amino acids. Gene Ontology annotation, molecular function: ATP-dependent chromatin remodeler activity; DNA translocase activity; ATP binding. The transcript has 3 exons. Lineage: Eukaryota; Metazoa; Chordata; Lepidosauria; Squamata; Anolidae. The record is from RefSeq and is a predicted model, not a curated record.